This is a messenger RNA of Rhincodon typus (whale shark), 2412 nucleotides long. It is a transcript of the gene cmpk1, whose product is annotated as cytidylate kinase. The transcript has 6 exons. The coding region runs from base 172 to 807 and encodes 211 amino acids. Lineage: Eukaryota; Metazoa; Chordata; Chondrichthyes; Orectolobiformes; Rhincodontidae. Gene Ontology annotation, cellular component: nucleus; cytoplasm. Gene Ontology annotation, molecular function: ATP binding; UMP kinase activity. The record is from RefSeq and is a predicted model, not a curated record. Gene Ontology annotation, biological process: 'de novo' pyrimidine nucleobase biosynthetic process; UDP biosynthetic process; CDP biosynthetic process.
GCCUGAAUUGAACACAGCUUUAUUGCUUGCGUGGAGCUCAUUCCCGGAAGUAGUCAUUCCGUCGGGUGAUUUGAGUCAGAAGGCGGCUGCCGACUGAUUAUAUAUGACUCUUUUCUUUAAGUCUGCCUUCGCUUUAUCGGCGGGACAAGUGAGGAAGAGCCGGGCUGGUGCAUGGUUAUUUCUUGUUGGGGAGCGUUGAUUCGGAAUUUGCUGAUGAUGAAGCCCAAAGUGGUUUUUGUCCUCGGUGGGCCUGGAGCCGGGAAAGGGACCCAGUGCGUCAAAAUCGUCAAGAAAUAUGGAUAUACUCACUUGUCUGCUGGUGAUCUACUUCGUGCUGAAAGAAGCAAAGAAGCUACUCAGUAUGGAGAACUAAUUGACAGUUACAUUAAAGAAGGAAAAAUUGUCCCAGUGGAAAUAACUAUCAACCUUAUAAAAAAGGCAAUGGAUGAGGCAAUGGCUCAAGAUGUGACUAAGAAUAAAUUUCUUAUUGAUGGAUUUCCGAGAAAUACAGACAACCUCGAUGGCUGGAACAAACAAAUGGAUAACAAUGCUGAUGUGAAAUUUGUCCUUUUCUUUGACUGUAGCAAUGAGGUCUGUAUAGAGCGUUGCCUUGAAAGAGGAAAAGACAGUGGAAGAACAGAUGACAAUGUCCAGAGUUUGCAAAAAAGAAUUCAGACAUACAUGCAGUCUACUAAACCCAUUAUAGAACUAUAUGAGAAAGAGGGCAAAGUAAAAAGAGUUGAUGGUGCCAAAAGUGUUGAUGAGGUUUUUGUUGAAGUCCAGAAAAUCUUUGAUUCCGAAAACUGAAUUAGCUGUUCUCCUGAAGUUUUAAAAAUCAGAUGCUUCAAAUACUUUCUGCUGGAAGAAGCAGUUAUCUUCUACCUGUACUGUUUAUUUUACAAGAUAUAUUUUCAUCAGAAAUUCUUGAGUGGAUACAUGUCUUUCCAUUGGUAUAUUGUUUGCUAUUACUUUUGUAUGAAAGCGUUCUUUGCCGAGCAAGAAAACACUGCUUUUUUUUUUUCAAAAAUCUGCUUCCAAAUACGCUUGUAACUAGAAAUCCUCUCUGGGUCACUUAUAGAUUCAAAGUUCUCGUGUAUAACAUGUAUUUGUCUUAAGGGUGUAUUCAGACUCUCCCUCUCAUUAUGACUGAGUUAUGACUUGUAUUGUUGCAUACCAAAUGAUCUUAUUUAAAACAGGUCAUUCAUAAAUGGUCAUUAUUUAUUAAUCUAAAUGCAUAUGAUGCUGAUUUUGACUUUUAGAUGCCCAACUUAUUCCACAUUUUUAAAUUUUGAUUGCAAAAGUCAUAGUGCUUGAAGGAAAGUGAAAACUAAAGGCCUGCAUUUAUAUAAGUUGUUAAUGGACAUGAAAUAACUUCUGCAUAGUGGAAAAAUGUAAUUUGGAAAAGUAGCCUCUGAACACAUGUUUGUUGUCCUUGGGUUUAUCUAUUUAUGUACUUUUUAAGGAAUUAAAUUGAUCUUUUCUUGGUCACACAAUAUUUAAAUGUUGUGUCAAAAUCCAGAAAUAAAUUAUCAGCACUGAGGUAUUGUCUUCAUCACAUGGACAGUAGCAAUUCAGGAAAGAAACUUAUCUUCACUUUUUUCAAGGGCAUUUAGGAUUGGACAAUGUCACUGGAAAGACCAGCAUUUACCCACUCCUGGGAACAGAUUUUACAGAACUUCAUUGUAUGUAUAUUUUUUCCUUUAGAAUAAAUGUGUUUAAGUGAAAACGGUUGAAUCCGGAAUAGGUGACUGGAGAAACCGUGCAGAAGAAUUUUACACUGCUGGAUAAUUUGCAAGCCUGAUGUAACAAUUUCUUUGCUACUCGCUAGCCAGUGCUCAGAUGCACCAGUUAGAUGCAUGUAAGGAAGAGUACGAUCAUUCAGCCAUGUCACUUUGCACUAUAUUUAUGUUGCAAUAUUUAUGAACAAGAGGACACUAGAGAAUAUUUUCUUAAAUUUCUGUCCCACAGUCAGGUACUGUGCAUGUGAAAAGAAUAAAUUGUGAAUGCUGGAAAUCCAGAGCAGGUCAGUUAGCAUCUAUAAAGAGAAAAGGCUAAGAUUUUUAUUGUCUGCUGUUUUACGGAAUAUCAAAAGAUCUACACAUGCAAUAUUAACCUGUUCUUGCCCUUUACAGAUACUGAUUGGCAUGCUUUGUACUUCAAGUGUGCUUAUUUGAUUUUAUUGCUGUGUUUGGAAGUAUCAUGUUUAAUUGUUUACUAUGAUUAUAGUUCUAAUCCUUCCAUUCUAAACUGACUGGACUGUAAUUCUGAGCACUGAAUUUUGAGUCUGUAAUUUUAAAGGCAAGACUGUACCAGAGUAUCUCACUUAAUUAACUUGAUUGCAAGAGCUUCUGAUUUGUUGUUUGUUUCUCAUCUUCUGAUUUUCUUAAUAAAAAAAAAAAAGCCAUACCUUUG